AGCUAAACUUCCGAUUAGAAUUUUUCGCUUUGUUUGGCAUGUUACUCUGGUACUAAAUACAUAAAAGUGAUAAGAUUUCAGGCGUUAUUCUUAUUUUCUUCUAGAUGAAACGCAUCACGUAGCCUACUUCUCAGUAUUUGCGCACAGUUUAUCGAUUGACUCGAGCGGCUCCUCCUUAAAAGGGCAACAGUUUCAGCGAGUGGACCCAGCAAACACUAGCACACAGGAUCAUAAUGAGGAACAGCACUGUCCCCCAUUCACUUCUAUUGUAUGGGCACAUAACCAGGGCAAGUAAAUGAGGUCCAGUUAACAACAUUCUUCAAAAUAUUUUCUUUGUGUUCUGCUGAAGGAAAACGGGAUUUGAAAUGACAAGAGGGUUGUUUGAUUGCCAGCUGUCAGUGUGAUGACUUCUAAAAACAUUCUGCGCAGUCAGCGGCGCAGGGAACUGGACGCACGCAGGAGUAAAUCGCGGGUGCGCCUGGGCUCGUGCCUGCAGAGCUGGGGUCAGCUCAAAGAGGAACUGGGCUUCACGCUUCACUCAGAGCUUGCCCAGCAUCUCCUAGACAGCUACUAUUCCAGAAUUUGUAUCAAGUGCUCAGCUAAUGAGAAACCAGAUGCCAAAAGAAGUCUGUCAACUACCACGGAAUCUUUGCAGGAACUUAUUCUGCUGGUCCACAACCAUGGACAGAAAUGCCCCCUUCCACUUGUCCUGCAGUCUAAGACUAUAACAAAACAACAAGAGCAGAAUAAGAGUGCCCAUGAAACAGGAAGAACAGUUCUGCAAUCUGAGUCCGAGGACUAUGGUUACUUAUCUGGGGUGGACAUGUGUCUAAAAUACACUUGUGAUGGUGGCCAUCAUUUUUCGUGGUCUCCUAUUGAAAGAGUGAAAUCUAAAAAUGAGAGAGAUGGCAACAGUGGAGAUGUGUCCCCCGCUAGUCCGAAGAGGCCCAGACGGGGCAAUGAGCAAUUGGUGGAGCCAAUCACUUUAAGCCAAGAGUUGCCUAAAGUGACAACCCGACAACGACAGGGACGUAAACAUGACGUUACUUUAAAUAAAUCAGAAGAGAGAAGUGAGGCAGGAUCUGAAAUUUCUGGAGACAACAAAAAUGCAGAUGUCACAGUGACUGAGACUGAACAGGAUGCUGUCCAUGAGGGAGGAAAUGAUGAAACUGAUGUCUCUCACCUUUCGGAGCAUAACAUUGAAGAAACUGCAGUGCUUAAUUUAACCAAAAGAGGGAACCAGAGGAGAGUAGAUGCUUCAGAUAAGCAGAACGCCAACAGAAAAGCAGGAAUGCUUGAAAAUAAUUGCCCACAGUCUUUGAAAGAUGACAUGUCUCAGAUCAGUGGCAGGAAGAAAAGGAAAAUAACACAGAAAGUAAUUUUGCCUUGCGAGUUUGUGGGCUGCGAUAAGAUUUUCUCCAGUCGGCAAUAUCUAAAUCAUCACGUCAAGUACCAGCAUCUCCAGCAGAAGACCUUCUCAUGCUCGCACCCCACCUGCAAUAAGUCGUUCAACUUUAAGAAGCAUCUGAAAGAACAUGAGAAGCUGCACAGCAAUCAGAGAGACUAUAUCUGUGAGUUCUGUGCCCGGGCCUUUCGAACCAGCAGUAACCUGAUCAUCCAUCGGAGGAUACACACUGGAGAGAAACCGCUGCAGUGUGAGGUGUGUGGAUUUACCUGUCGCCAGAAAGCCUCUUUGAACUGGCACAUGCGCAAGCACAACGCUGAGAGCGCUUACCAGUUCCCCUGUGAGAUCUGCGGCCGUCGCUUUGAAAAAAGAGACAAUGUCACAGCUCACCGCAGCAAGAGCCACCCUGACUACAGUGCACCCACGCUGCAAACCUGCUUUUCUGUGUCUUCUGUCUCGGACCCACUCCCGCAGACAUCAGUGCAGCACAGAUCUUCCCCUGUUGCUUUCGUGAAUGACAGCACUCGAGCAUAACAUCUGUGGUGUUUUGUCUAUAAAUACGUAAUAGUUUGUGGAUCCCUGCUUCGAAGAACACAAGCCUUGAAGCGUUAAAAAUGAAAUAUUAUCAAAAGCUGAUACAAUGGCUAUUUAUGAUCCAGAUGAGCUUUUAAGUUCUUUAUGUCAUGUGUUGCUGAAUCUUGGCCUCUGUUAAACUGACCUGAAUUUGCAUAUUAAUUAAUUGUCAUUACUGUAGUUUUGUUUAUGAUGGGUAUUAUACAUUACUAGUGAGUAACGUUAGAAGUAUAGCAUUUAGCCUUGCGUUUUAUAUAUCUUAUGGUUAAGAGAUGUUGUGUACAAUUUAUGAAAAACAUUGUGUUUACUUUUUGGAGUAAAUAAAUCUGAAAAAAUG
Triplophysa dalaica is the source of this 2315-nucleotide messenger RNA. It is a transcript of the gene znf692, whose product is annotated as zinc finger protein 692. Lineage: Eukaryota; Metazoa; Chordata; Actinopteri; Cypriniformes; Nemacheilidae. The coding region runs from base 404 to 1939 and encodes 511 amino acids. Gene Ontology annotation, cellular component: chromosome; kinetochore. Gene Ontology annotation, molecular function: chromatin insulator sequence binding. Gene Ontology annotation, biological process: regulation of transcription by RNA polymerase II. The transcript is spliced from 12 exons. The record is from RefSeq and is a predicted model, not a curated record.